Hyalella azteca is the source of this 8656-nucleotide messenger RNA. Its product is annotated as ubiquitin carboxyl-terminal hydrolase 2. Gene Ontology annotation, molecular function: cysteine-type deubiquitinase activity. NCBI's taxonomy places the organism in Eukaryota, Metazoa, Arthropoda, Malacostraca, Amphipoda, Hyalellidae. Gene Ontology annotation, cellular component: cytoplasm. The record is from RefSeq and is a predicted model, not a curated record. Gene Ontology annotation, biological process: protein deubiquitination. The coding region runs from base 3892 to 6384 and encodes 830 amino acids. The transcript is spliced from 11 exons.
UCAGUUGCAAUGUGGAGUUCCAUUGUCAUCUUUUAACUUUCGUUUUCAUGGCUGUCUUUCAUUUAUUCUGAACUUUGUAAUUUACUAGUUUGUUUGUUCCGUUAUCGUUGUGAUUCUGUCAUAGAAUCGAAAAAUAACGUAAUAUAUAUAGUUGGCUUUGAUCCCAACAAAAGUUUUAAAACUGGAAUUAUGACAUAACACAGUAAAGAAAUACGAUAAAUUGUCCUGCCAAGAAAGAAUUUUUCACCUAUAUUCGAUCACCUUCGUUAAACGAGGAAUGAAUUAAUGAUCUGCAAUCAAAAUCUCUUCUCAGUUCUUCAUGCACAAGAAAAACAAGACCGAUGUCCGUCAUCCCUGAACUCAAAUCGGCGCUCGUUCAACAAGAAGCGACACCAGCAAUUGAGCUGCUGCUUUCCCUUUCUUUGAGAGGUCAUUAGAGCCAUCCGAAGGAAUAUUAAUAUGGUCAAGAGACAGAAAGUAUAAUAAUAAAAAUCUCGUGAUCGGAUCCACGGUUCAUGGUUGCAGUCUGAAUCAUCGAUUUGUUGGAACUUGUAGGGUGACAGCGAAGCGCCGAUGCAGGCGCCUUGUUCUUCAUAGUUGGCAUGGCAUGAGCAUCCCUGCGUGUGGCCUCUACAGCUUCAUGUAUACGCUGUAACACGCAACUCAAUUACAGCUUCAUGUAUAAGCUGUAACAUAAACUCAACACUGGCAUGCUUCAUCCCACUCCAGUCCUGCUAUAUUCUACGACUCUACUGGUCUGUGUUUGAUGAAACGCCUCUUCUCUUUUGUCAGAAAUUCACAACAACUUCUCAUUCAAUUCAAAAUGAAAUAAUCUUCUGAUGGAACAACUCUUUUAAGACGCUUUACUCUACAACUGAAUUCUCUCAGGUCAAUAUAAUUUUAUACCGAUAUAUUUGAAUUUUUAAAUGAACGUUUUCAAAGAACGUUGGUGAAAUAUUUCGAAUGUAAUUGUAUUUUUAAAGAGUAUAUAUUGUGGUGUGGGAAAAUGUGCCAGUGUUUGUGAAUAAUUCAGUCUCACGAGUCUAGCUCUGCAAAACAUCAAACCCUUGAACGGAUUGCAGCGAAAAAAUUCUAUAUUAAUAAGAAAUAAGGCCUAAGUGAAGUAAAUGUAGGCCCAAAUAGUAAGGAAGAAAAAGUAUCCAUAAGGACAAUCUCAAGCUCAACCGAAUGCAAGUCGUGUCUUAUAUAUAGUACGAUUUAAGCAAGAAGUUUCCGUGUAGAAUAAUAUAGUUAGAGCCAUAUAGGGCUUUUGUUGUGCUGAAACUUACAAAUCUUUAUAGUGUAAGCCUAGAGAACGAGUGUUAAUGUAGUCUUAAAUGGAAGUUUAUUCUGAUCAGAUUGUUGAAACUGACUGAAAUAGUUAUCAGAAUAUUUAUGGUAUGAAAUCCCUCGGACACUGGACUGUGCAGAUUCCAGAACAAAACUUUGACACAAUUUAAAGGCUUCAAAAGUCGAGUAACACUGAACAUACAAAUUUAAUAGUGUGAGGCGCGAGAUGCAUCCCUCCUUGAAACCUGCAUUAAAAAUGAACACUAAGAGCCGUCCACUAAACUAACCUGAAACAUGAUUCGAGUGGCACUGUUUCUUUGUGCCAGUAGAAUUGAAGGUCCCUUUGACGCAGUCCAUUGAAUUGAUUCAAAUAUCUUUGAAUUGAUUCAUUCACGUAGUUGCUAAAUGCUCGGGUAUUAUAAAUACUAAGAUUUUCUUGAUUAUAAUGAUAUCCUUCGUAUAAUUAUAGAGAAUAUGCGCGAAUGUAUGUAUAUAUAUAACUUGAAAGAGAGCCCUCCCCGAGAAAAGUCUACGGGAAUCACCUCGCCAUCUUGCGCAACUAGAGCGCAGUCGAGACCUCUGCUCCUAAAAUAGCCGCUGUGACAUGCUGGCGGCACACGCUGCCUCUCUGCCUGCCGCUAGUUAGCUUCUAGUGACGAUACGCGAUUGUGGUUCGUCUUUCUGCUAGUCACUUAGUCGUAUGUUGUGUGACUAAUACCUUGUCUUUGUGAUAACGACAAGAAAUAAUAUUACAAGGAAUACUGUUAAGAGAUAAUCGAUAAAUUUGUAUAAACAAAACCCUGUUGUCCGAGCUCAGAAAAAAAUUAUCAAUGGCAAACUUUGGUUUCUAAAAUUACUAAAAAUAGCUUCGUCUAAGCAACUGACAAUCUACGACAGUAUGAAGAAUUUUUAUGCAAUUUCUAUGCACCGCUUUCAUCAAACCUCAACGUUUUAUCCGUUAUUCGAUUUGACAAAAGUUCGCAAUAGUAACCAAAUAUGUCUCGCAUAACAUGCUGCUAUAGGAAUACGCACAGCUGCAAUAGCUCAAGAAUUAAGUGUUUUUGCGCAGAUGUUCGUCACAAUAUCGGCUGGUAAUUAGCCAACUGACCGAGAGGAAGUGCUUGGAAAUUUGAUGUAGUAUCAGAGAUACUAAAUGUGACGUCUUGAGUGAUUCCGUCCACGUGUGCAUUUGUAAAAUUAUCGAAAAAUCGAGUGGAAAGGAGCGGGAAACGCCCGAAUAUCUCGUAUGAUUGACUAUUUAUUCUGGAAAUAGAAAAGUGUGUGAACUGAAAAUCGAAAACGCCUGAGUACGAGAAUAUUGCAAACAGAAGGCAAUCACUCCAGACCUCUGGGAAUUUCUUUGCAGUCCCAAACGGGGCUUGGCUUCCUGCAUAUUUAUAGUGCAGCGACUUGCCAAUUCCCUAGAGAUUGCGAUAAUGACCUAAAAAAUGCUUCGUUCCAAACUGAAACAUCAAAUGGGUUUUAGUGCUGGAAAUAACCACAUGUGAAAGACAACGCAAUAAUCCAUGCAAGGUAUUGUAUGCCAGCAGUAGGUGGAGGUGGCAGACUUGGAGGAGUGCCAACUGCAGAUGCUGACUGUGCCAGGUGGUGUGGCACUCUCCUUCGUCACACUCGUCGCACUUCAGUCUAUUUAUUCACGUUUGUGCUCACUUUCAUGUGCACCUUUCAAUCACAUGUACAAAAUCCCAUUACGUGUGCUCAGGAGAUUAUAAGAUAUUUCUUCACGAUUACUACACCACACGAAACUUGGUGAGAUUUGUGUAAUAAUUCACGGCUUGUGUUGGCUAUACAUGCUACACCUUUGCUCUAAAUCAGUGGCCAAAUGAAAUUUUUAUUAUAUAGAAAAAUCAAGAAAGAAGUAGAGUGCGCAUUCGAUGCUUCAUCUCAUCAGGAGCCCAGUGCAUUUGUUAUCAUGAGUGUUCCACGAUAGAAGUAAUGGGAUUUAAGAUAAAUCAUCGGAUUCAUUUCUGCAGCUGCAAAUUGAUUUUAAAAGAAGCUCUAGUUUUUGCCAUACUCUCUAUUGUAUAAAAAAUCAUUGCUUAUCAGGGCUGCAGUUGUUAGAUGGCAGAGCAUUAUCAAUAGCACCGUUAUCUUCAUUAUCUCUCCCGAGUCAAUCACUUCAAGAAAACGAGAGCUUCGUUGACUAGCUGUUCGUAGUGCGAUAUCUAACUGCCUAGUGCCUAGUGGGAUACCUAAAUGCGCUUGGCGUUUCAAAAAAAAAAAACUAUAUAAAAUUGGUAACUAAAAACACAAUCAUCGGACAGCAGAUAAAUUGUUUCAACGGCCAUCUCGAUUUUUCAUUUAUAACCUUCUGUUUUUACUGUGGAUCUACGUGAGAACUUAUGAUAAGUGGCAUUUGAUUCGGUGUUGAAUGAUUUGAUGAAACGCUGAUCAGUUUUCUAAGUUGUUUGUUUUAACUAACGGACAUCAUUUCAGUUAUUUGUACCAGUCGUAAAUGCAAGUGAAACUGUCAAAACAAAUGAAACUUAAAUACAAGUGAAUCAAGUCUUCAUUGGUUCGUACAGUUGGCUAUUGAAACCGCCUACCAUAUUUUUCUAAUAACGAACAACUGACUACACAAUGCCAGUUGCUCCGUCAGUGACGUCGUACUACCCGAGUAGGAGUACCAGUUACUACCGAAGUAGUACUACGCCAUCUGCCAGCUCCUAUCUAGGACGAACUCCCUCCCUAGACCGUUCUGGAUACUCCUCCUACACCUCUAGUUAUGGUGGUGGAUCUUAUUCAGGCUAUACUAGCUCCUACGCAUCUAGAUAUAGUGCAACGAAGCCACCUAGACCCUCUUAUACUUCUUCAUACUCAUCAGAAAGUUAUCGUAGUCGAACGAAUCGAGACCCAUCCCCAGCGCGGACAAGUUAUUACAGACAGUCUUCAGAAUCCCGCGAGUCUGAGGAACGAAGUACUAGCAGUCGAGGUUUGGGAUCACGUUCUGUGUCUGAUACGUCGUCUCGGUAUGCGUCUUCUACGUUAUCAUCCAGACUACGUGACAAUUCCAGCUCCCGAGACUCUGGUUACAGUUCAAGGCUGACGACAUCUUCCCGUGAUCGCUCGUCUGACAUCCGGAACGGUAACUCCGUAGAAACAAAAUCCUACGGACCUAGUGCGUCAUCAUACGCCUCGAACUACCGAUGGGAAGGACGUUCAAAAAAUAAAGAAAAGAGUAUCGAGAGAGACGAAAACGAUGAUAGGGAAAAAGAAAAAGUGCGAGUGAGUGAAAGAGUUCGGAAUUACGAAAGUUUUGACGAUGACACACCCCCUAGCUCCACCUCCGCACGUGUCGCGUCGGAGGAAGCCGCUGCUCGGCGCAAACGGGACGAUGACUGGAUCUCGGCCCGUCGGCAGCGGUUGGGGCUGUCACCUAUUCGCAAAAGCAGAACCAGUAGCCCGGAUCUUUAUACUGCCAGGCCCCGGCAGUCAGUGGAACAUAACGGUAACGAUGAGGGUAACGAAGAUGACAAUGAUAACGACGAGCGCCGGCAGUCGGUUUUGGAGCUUCGUCGUAAAUACGACUCGUCCAACCUGAACGGGUACCCAAGUGACGAUUCUUCGACCGUACGCCCCACGCCCACCAUUAGAUGCGAAUCCCCAACUGAGAGCGUUGGCAGGCGACGAACUGACUCCGGUAACUACAGUCGGGACUCACCAACCUCAAAUCAUGCUUCUGCAUCAGGCAACAAAUCAGAUUCGGAAUCUGGUCGGGAUUAUCGUGACUCUAAACGUCUUGAAUCUCCUCAACCGAGUAGGAAAAAUCUAGGUUCACCUCAAUCGCGAUCCCCCGACGGCCGGAAGUCUCUCACAAACGGCACUUCGACAAAGCAUUCACUGCAGCAUCUAGACGACCCGUCAUGCAGCGUCUCGCCGUACGCGUCUAGCACCUCCUCCUCCUACUACUCGGCGCGCACUGGCGUGCCUCGCAGCUGCCGAGUCCGUGAACGUAUUGCUGCGCGAGUUGCCCGCGAACUCGACGAGGACGACGACUCGCCUCCGGUUGGUCGCAAACCCAAGGGCGGCUUCAGCGAGAGCAGCGGCCUGGUCGGCCUCAGGAACAUCGGCAACACUUGUUUCCUGAACAGCGUGACGCAGUGCCUGAGCAACACGCGCUGCCUGCUGGAGUACCUGGUCAAGGAAGGCUACUCUUCUGACAUCAACACGUCUCUCUCCACAAUGAAGGGCGAUCUCAUCAGAGCGUUCGGCAACCUGAUCAGUGAGAUGUGGACAGAGGGCGACAGCAACAGAGCCCUCAACACCGGCCCCUUCAAGACACAAAUACAGAAGUUCGCUCCUACGUUCACAGGUUACCAGCAGCACGACGCGCAGGAGUUCCUGCGUAAACUGCUGGAGGGCCUGCAUGAGGACGUCAACAGAGUGACUGUGAGACCGCGGCCCAUACACACCGACAUCGAUGAUGACCUCAGCGACGACCAGAAAGCGAUGGAGUCCUGGAAGCGAUACCUUCGGUUCGACGAUAGCAAGAUUGUGAACAUGUUUGUUGGUCAACUCAAGUCUAGCUUGCAAUGUUCGCACUGCUCUCACACGUCCGUCACGUUCGACCCUUUCUGGGACUUGUCGUUACCGAUCCCUCCCAAGACUGGCACCGUCAGACUCAACCAGUGCUUGGAUCUCUUCACCAAAGAAGAAGUCAUGGAUGGCGACGAGAGACCUACUUGUUCCAAGUGCAAGGAGAGAAGAAAAAUGACCAAGUCUUUUAGCAUACAGAAGUUCCCGCAAGUCUUGGUGCUACAUUUGAAACGUUUUAGUCCAACGGAGAGAUGGAGAGGAAAGCUCUCCUGUACCGUGGAAUUUCCAGUAGAAAAUCUCGACCUUUCCAAGUACGCCUCUAGUUCGCGGUCAUCCUGUAACUAUAAUUUGAUCGGAGUUGCGAACCACAGCGGCACCACUUACUCGGGACACUACACGGCCUUCUGCAGACAUCCCUACUCCCUGCAGUGGCACGAGUACAACGACAGCAGAGUGACGCCCAUCCCGGCAAGGAGGGUUUGCAGUUCAGAGGCCUACGUUUUAUUCUACGAACUGAGUUCCGCGAGCAAGUUGUAAUACCGGCUUUUACUGUAGUGACUGUUAUUAUACGUUUGAAAAUGGAUAGUUCCUCGAUUUCAUUAACUGUUGCUUAAGUUUAAAAAGACAAAUAUUUUAUCCAAAAUUCUUGGAAAAAGAGCUUUCACGAGACAAUUUUCAAUUAAAUGAUCAGCGCUGAGUCGACAAAUAAUAUUAACUUUGAAUCCUUGUGAUGCUAAAAACCUUACAUAAUCGCUGAUCAUUGUAAGGGUCAUUUUAAUAUAUUUACUCAAAUACACGAGGUGGAACCCAUAUUCUUUCAGCUACAAAACGCAUGCUUUGAGAUUUUUCGUAAUUUAUUUUGCAAUAUUCAUCGAUCUGUUGGUGAAUUUUUAUUGCUAUUGAUUGCCUUAUCUAUAUCGCGGUGCCAUCCUUUUGUCUUGUAAGAAGUCUCGAGUCACUAUAAUCGGAGGCAAUUUCGUGAAUGUCUGUAUAUUUCAGAAGUAAGAAGCUUAUUUAUUACGCUAUUGGGUUUUCUUCAAGCCAUAACUUACUGAUGUUUGUUCGAUUGAAUUUAAAGUAUAUUAUUGUUGCGUAACUUGAUCUUUAAAUUUUUAUUGUUAUGUAUUAAUGCUAAGAGAUUCGUGCUUACAUGUAACUUCUCGGCUAUCAAUUAGUUCACUUGGUUGCAAUAAACGGAAUAUUUAGAGACGUGAUGCAAUUUCGUUGAUGGAGAAGUAGGGAAAACUUCUCUUUCUUCUGCUGACAAACUUUCAUAUACUGGAUCUACAACCGCAAUUUUAUAUAAAAUAAGAUAAAUUUUAGCCUGAUAAGACCUGUACAUAAUACCGUGCCGCUAGUGACAUUUACACUGCCAAAACCUAGGACGUAAACGAUCUUGCAAUUUUGAAGCGUGACUCGGACGCAGCAAUCUACUUCAUUCGAUUGCAAUUUCACGGCAUUUCUGCAUUCAGUAGACAUGAUCGUCGUCAGGAACACGUGGUUAACUCCUAUCGCAAUAUUUUGCCGUUUUAAUGUGUCACAAAUUUGUACGGGAGCUUUGUUGAUCAAAAAACAAUUCUUUAGAGUGAUUAUAAUCGCAAUUUAUUAAUCGUAAUUUGGGUGCUCAUUGUUGUAAUCCUCGAGAUUCCUUUGUGAUAUGUAAUGCAAAAGAUCAUGAAGUGUUGAUAAAUAUAUUAAUAGGUGUUCAUUUUUAUACUUGCAGAAACAUAAAGCUUAUGCAUCGCCCGUAUUUAGACUGAAAUUCUCUCGGCUCAUAUUGUGUAUGCUGUGCUCCGCUUCUAUUUAGUUUGCUUUAUGUAAAUAAUAAGAAAUUAUCAGCUAAGUAUAAGUUUCUUUUGUCGGAUGCUCAGACGCUUUCGGGACUUUGAAACUGUAGAUCAUGCAAAAUGAUGCAAUUUGACCUAGCUAUUGUCAGGCUGAUAUUUCUUACUGUAAUUGGUGGCAAAAAAUUUCGGUCCGCAAUAUUGAAAAUAUUUUCUAGCGUCUGUCUUCAUUAUUGAAUUAGAAAAGUUUGCUUAUCCAAACAACCAAUUUAAUUGCGUUGAUUGUAGUUUACCUGCAAUGCGCAUGCAUUUACAAGAGUUCUAAUUAAAUUUGUUGAAAAUGUUUAGGUUUGGAAUUAGUUCGAGUGGCAACAAAGACCCGGAGAGAAUAAGCAGAUCGAGUGUCUCGCCAUUGCUAAAACAAGUGUGUGUAAGGUUCCUCGAUCAACUGUGUCGACCUGCCAAUACGAUGUAUUCUAACUUCAAUUGCUUGAUUACAUCUCUUCACCAAGAAAAGAUUUUUUGUGAUAGUAAGAAGUUUAUGCGAAUCUAGUACUUUUGAAAAUUUUAGAAUUACUACAACGUGCCAUUCUUCAUGCAUAUGAUGAAGCACCUACUUGGAAAUCCUAACUGAAUUCCCUUUUGCCUGAACGAAGAAGGAAAACUUCGAGAUCACUAAUAAGUGCACGUUUGCAAUUAAGAAUGUGACCCCCUUUAUUCUGAUUAAUCAACAACCUUCACCAUUCAGCUGAAUUAGUUCAUUAAACGAUCAAUGGAAUCUAUAACUUCAGGUCUUGGGUGUUUCACUUUCUAUAAAAACGUAUGCGGCAGCGGUAGCUCUUCCAGUGUCGAGGCAAGCGUCGGAGCGGCCGUAUCGGCUGCUGCUGGCGACGUCAGGCUAGUCAUUGAGGCCAUGCCCUUAGAAAUUCUUUUCAGGCGUGCGGUCCAGAAUAUGAUUUUGUUGAUGUACGUUACGUUUAAUCCAUUUAUGUUUACUUGAUUUAUAUAAAAAAUGUAAGGAAGAA